Mus caroli (Ryukyu mouse) is the source of this 2223-nucleotide messenger RNA. The record is from RefSeq and is a predicted model, not a curated record. Lineage: Eukaryota; Metazoa; Chordata; Mammalia; Rodentia; Muridae.
AUGACUUCUCGGGAUCAGCUGGUGCAGCAGGUGCUGCGCGACCUGCAGGAGGCAGUGGAGUCGGAGGGCUUGGAGGGUCUCAUCGGUGCAGCUCUGGAAGCCAAGCAGGUUCUAUCUUCCUUCACCCUCCCCAUCUGCCAGAAGGGCGGCCCUGGCGCUCAGGUGCUGGAGGUGGACUCUGUGGCCUUGAGUCUGUACCCGGAGGAUGCUCCUCGGAACAUGCUGCCCUUGAUGUGCAAGGGUGAGGGGAGCCUGUUGUUUGAAGCGGCCAGCCUGUUGUUGUGGGGGCACACGGGUCUCAGCCUGGAGCUGCGGGCCCGCACUGUGGUGGAGAUGCUGCUGCACAGGCACUAUUAUCUGCAGGGCAUGAUCGACUCCAAGGUGAUGCUGCAGGCUGUGCGCUACUCCUUGUGCUCUGAGGAGUCCCCUGAGAUGACCAACCUGUCUUUUGCCACACUGGAGGCCAUCUUUGAUGCUGAUGUAAAGGCUACGUGCUUCCCAACAAGCUUCUCCAAUGUGUGGCACUUGUAUGCCCUCGCCUCCAUCCUUGAACGCAACAUCUACUCCAUCUACCCCAUGCGCAACAUCAAGAUCCGACCCUAUUUUAACCGUGUUAUCAUGCCUCGCUGCUCCACCCAUGUGACCUCCAUGCUGCACAUCAUGUGGGCUGGUCAGCCCCUCACUAGCCACCUCUUCCGUCAUCAGUAUUUUGCCCCUGUUGUUGGGCUGGAGGAGGUGGAGGCUGACUGUACCGCUAGCCUGAACCCCGUUCCUCCAAACCUGGGUCCUCUGCUACCACCCGCUAAAACCCUAGAGCUGCUCAACCGUGAACCCGGCCUCAGCUACUCUCACCUCUGUGACCGCAUCAGCAUCACCAAGAGCACCUUCUACCGCUGGCGGCGGCAGACCCAAGAGCACCGUCAAAAGGUAGCCACCCGCUUCUCUGCCAAGCACUUCCUGCAGGACAGUUUCCACCGUGGGGGCUUUGUGCCAUUGCAGCAGUUCCUGCAGAGAUUCCCUGAGAUCUCCCGUUCUACCUACUAUGCUUGGAAGCAUGAGUUGCUGGGCUCUGGUGCCAACUCGGCCCUGGGCCCAGCCACUCCAUCCAGGGAGGCACUGACUGUGCCGGAGGUGGAGAGGCCACCAGGGAAAAAGGCUGCUGAGGAGGUGGGGUGCUCCCCAUUGGCAGCAGCGAUGUUGAGCCCUCCUAGUAUGAUCUUAAUGCAGCGUGCCAAGUCUUUCUUGGAGUAUUGCAUCUCCCUGAACAAACUGGUACCAUAUCGCUGCUUCAAAUGCAGGUUCCCUGGCAUCUCGAGGUCUACCUACUACAACUGGAGGCGGAAAGCCCUCAGAAGGACCCCCAGUUUCAAGCUGUCCCAAGCAGCUCUUGAAACUGCUGAGUCUCUCCAGCCAACAGAUGUUGGGAAAGAGACCCCGUUCUCUUUGAAGAGAGAAGCGGGAGAGGAGGAGACAGGAAAAGCAGGAAGUGGGGCUCCUCUGACUUCCCGGGGGCUCAUAUCCCCAAAGAUGCCCUUAUCUCGUUGGCAGAGACGACUACGCAGGGCUGCCCGCAAGCAGGUGCUAAAUGGGCACCUACCCUUCUGUCGCUUCCGCCUCCGCUAUCCUAGUCUGUUACCUUCCACUUUUUGGGUAUGGAAAAGUCUGUCCCGGAGAUCGCCCAGGAUGCAGAUUCCCUCUUUGAGCCAGAGGAGGCAGAAGCCUGAGGGACGGCAGAAGCCUGAGGGACGGCAGAAGCCUGAGGGACGGCAGAAGCCUGAGGGACGGCAGAAGCCUGAGGGACGGCAGAAGCCAGUUGAACCACAGGCUAUGGAAGCUGAUCAGUAUGUAACGGCUAUGGUGGUUCCUCCAGCGGAGACACUGCCAGUGGUUGCUUCUCCAGAAGAUGCCCCAGGAGGGCCUUCCAGAGAGGGGAUCAUCAUUCAAGAGGCAGCUAUGGCCCAGGGCCAACCGCAUAGUGGAUCGUUGCCAAGCCAGACUCUGGCUGAGGCACCCGGGGGCAGUGAUGGGCAGGUGCUGGUGAUGGACAUGCUUACCACCACGAGGUUCAAGGCCCAGGCCAAGCUGUUCCUGCAGAAGCGCUUCCAGUCUAAGACUUUCCCCUCCUACAAGGAGUUCCAGGCGCUCUUCCCCCUCACUGCCCGCUCCACCUACUACAUGUGGAAGCGGGCGCUCUAUGAAGGUCUCACACUGAUUGAUGGCUGA